Lodderomyces oxycetoniae is the source of this 4494-nucleotide messenger RNA. RefSeq lists its product as uncharacterized. The transcript has a single exon. The record is from RefSeq and is a predicted model, not a curated record. The coding region runs from base 1 to 4494 and encodes 1497 amino acids. Lineage: Eukaryota; Fungi; Ascomycota; Pichiomycetes; Serinales; Debaryomycetaceae.
AUGCAAGAUGAUAGGGUAUACAGAGAUGAACGUGUCAGAACGUUUGAGGAGUCUGUGAACUACGACGGAAUACUGUGCAAUUGGAAUGAUAUUAUUGACUUUCCGUUAGCUACGCUUGUAGACGCUGGGUUUUAUUUUGCACCAAAGAAAAACAAGAUGAAUCGGUUAAUGUGUGCCUAUUGUGGAAAGUCGACUAUUUUCAAAGAUGCUUCAAGUUUGGCAAAAAUAAGAUCGAGCCAUCUUUCUGAUAGUGCAAGCUGUCCCAUUUCUUUAAUCGAGGAGGCAUAUGAAUCUUGUCAGAACUUUUCUAGCGAUGAAGAAAUCAAGAGUCAUUGGAGUCGGCAUGAAAAGUUUAAGAAUCCACUCCAUGAGUCGUCUGUUGCGUUUCGACUUAGUUUUUAUAAAAACUUUCCUUUGGACAAAGACGCGUAUAGGGCUAAUGCACACUCACUAGCCAAGGCCGGGUUUGUUUAUGCACCGCUUUAUUUUGGAGAUGAUAGGGUUACUUGUAUGUACUGUAAAUGCUCGUUAAAUUACUGGGAGCAAGACGACGAUCCAAUGGAAGAGCAUAUAAAGAAUAGUAGAGAUUACUGUUAUUUCUUGGAUGUUUUUGAAGACCAAAACAGGGCACGGAAACUUCAAUCUGCAGAGAGUUUGGUAAUUACAGAUUGUAGAAAGGGAAACAAUGACAAUGUUGCGGAAAAGCAGCUACAAUCAACAAUGCUAGCAGCCACCGCAGAAGCGGCAGUAACAACAACUUUGUUUCGAGAUUCAGAGCUGGAUUCGGAUUUUUCUCAAGAGUUGAGAAUUUCAACAAAGGCUGCUCCUACAGCGCAAAACGUGGAUUCUGAUUUAGAUCAAUCCCAAUCACAAACAAUGUCUCAAAAUUUGGAUUCUGGUGCAGAAUUUUCUCAAGUAUCCAUUCUACCAAAGAAGAAACUAGCGAGUAUACCUUUGAAAACCUUAGAAGCCUCCCAAUCUCAUACCACAGAAGCUGCUGUUUUGGAAAAUUCUUUGCAAAGACUGUCCUUGCCUGAAAUAAAACCUACGCGUCUUGCUACCAAGAGUCAACCAAAAGACCUGAAGGCGAUCAAGCUGGCUAAAAUCAACAAAGUUACUGGCACUAGUUUGAACUUUUCAGAUGAUCAAAGUGAAAAGAAAUCUAAGAAUGUUACCAACUCCGUGUAUACUAGAACCCAAACAAGGAAGGAUCCCAGCGAUAGCAAUUUGGCACAGAAAAAUCAUGUACAAAUUCCAUUCAAGCACACUUAUAACCAAAAACAUUGGAGAGAUAAUUCUUUGUAUGGGAAAAAGGACAAAAACUUGGAAUACUGGGAUAAGGUGCCAGAUGAUAAUUUGUUACAGGAGUUUAUUAAUGUUUCAAAAGCACCUGUUUUGGGGACGGGGCAAGGUAUUUGUGAAGAAAAGAAAAACUCUGCCAAUACUCUCGCUGCGGAAGUUUCAACGGCCGCCAUUUCAGUUGAUGAUAAUGAUGAUGACGUUUCACCUGCCAAUGAAAUCAAUCAAGAUGACAACGAGACUCCAAUUAAGAGUGACAAGAAUAGCAGUGACAAUGAGAAAAUUAUUCAAUUACAAGAUGAAAUUAGAGAAAAUCAAGAGAGUAUUCACUACAGUGAUGGUGAUGGUGAUGAUGAUAACGACGCCAUGGAAGGAAAUACAAACAAUUUCUCUUCUCCCUCUCCCACUCCCUCAGAGGAAGAACCAUCCGUUUAUGAAAUCAGCUCCGAAGAGUUGUAUGAAGAAUCUAUAGUUCAAAUAAGGCCAAAAAAAACCAAACAUAAAAGAAUAGAGACUAAAGAAUUUGCAGCCUUGGAGGAGAAGAUCCCUGUUGAGAUCAAUAAGAAACGUUUGACGGAUUUUUCAUCUCCAUCUAAAGACACAAAAGUGAUUAAAAGAGCUGCUCCUGUGCCGCUUUUUGAAGAUAACUCAAGUGGACUACAUGAAUAUGAUGAAAGCCAUAUAAAAAAGUUAGAAGCAAGAUUGGAAACCAAAGAUGCAAUAUCAGGGACUAUCUUUUUGGCUACAGAUUCGUUGGGAAAUGAUAAAUCUGAGAAAUCACCAUCUCCAAAACCGAUUAAACUGGCUGCUGCAGUUCAAAUAGGCACAAGAAAGAGGAAAAGUGACACAUUGAAACCAAGUAUAUUUGAUCUGUCGUUUGACAGUACGGUCAACUUCACUUCUUCAAAGUUUAGAAAGUUGAGUGGCGAAAGUGAUAAUAAUGAUUCAAUAGUGGAGAGCAAAACGGAAAACAAUAUUACUUUGCUUGAUGAAAAUAUAGAAUCGGCAAUUGAACUGCGAGAGACAUCGCUAAUACCAAUUACCACCAAUCACAAAGAAAAUGAACAGGGAACAACGACCAAUCUGGAACACAACAUUUGCAAGGCUUUGAUAUCGGACUCGGCUGGUGAAAAAGAAGUUGAUGUGGUGAUUUCUCCAUUAGCGGAACAGGAGAUUAAAGCUUCUAGCACGGCGAACAAUUCUUUGAAUACUAAUGAUCAAAGCCCAAAUGUCUCGAAGGUAAAUUCACCAAAAAAAGAUGCAGCAGGAUUAAGCCAUGAAGAGAGUGCCGACAAACCUGAGAAACAGGAUGUUUUGUCAAUAAAUGAAGAGAUUUAUGACAAUUCAUUUAGAUUAAAUAAUGAUAAUGAUAAUGAUAAUGAUAACGACAAUAAUAAAAAUAAUAAUAAUAAUAAUAGCAAUGAUAUUGAGUCUGGAAAUUUCAUUGAGGACUUGAAGGUCAAGGACUUAUCAGAGAGGGCCACAGUCGAGGCUCCAAUAUUGCUGGCUAUACAGAGUAAUGAUAAUGAUAUUCUCCAAGAGAUUGGGGAACAUAUUGAAGAACAGAACGACAGUAUAUUAGACCAGACGGGACAAAAAGACGAUGCUGGCAAUAAUGUACAAUUGGCUGAUCGAGAAGAACUUGAUGCAGGUGAUUACUCUGAUUACCUUCGCGUUAUGCACUCAGUCAGAGAGGUUGGCCAGGUUGAUGUUGAGGAACAACUGGAAGAUAAAGUUGAACCUGGAAAAGAGUUUGUAGAAGAGAAUAAGGAUAUGACUCAUGAUUAUGAUACAAAACAAGUUGAGGUCGAGACUAGGAAAUUGGCUGAAGUCGACACCAUCGAGGAAAAGAGUUUUGAUAAGGCGAAUGACACAACCGUUGUUAUCACGACACUUCCCAGGGAUAUAGCAGUUAUUGAAACAAAGCAUUUUGAUGUUAACAAGAAGGAAGGUUCGAAACUUGCUAAGGAUGAGGAAAAACAUACUUUUGUACCAGAAACUGUUAAUAACGAGAAGGAAGCCUUAAAUCAGAUAGGUGAUGUGGCUGGCAUUGGAAAUAGCCGUGUCGAGACCAAAAAUGUUUUUAUUCAUGAAGUGAAGAAGCAGGGUGAUGUUGUCGAAAAACUUGAAAACCCUGUUGUUGAGAUGCAACAUGAAAAGGAAUUUUCUCACAAAGACGAGACUCCACGGGUUGAUAACGAACACCUUGACAAAACCAAGUCAAAGGAAAAUACCGAUGAUUCUAAAGACGAUGCGGAGGACCAUAUUCUUAUUCUUGCAAGGAAAUAUUUUACAAAGAUCAGAUCACCAAAUAACAAAAGAAUUAGGAAUAGACAUACACCUAUUGCUGUAACAGAGAAAAACACCACUGACCAGAACGAUUUUGGGAAAGAAGCUGCUACAGAGGUCAACAAUGAGACUCUGUCGUCGUCGGUGGUGCGAAGCAAACAGGCAUUGCCCAGUCAAAUCCAGGAAGAAGAAGAAGAAGAAGAAGAAGAAGAAGCACCAAUUAGGAAGCUGUCAUUAUCAAGUGCCAUUACAAAGGACCUGAUUCAACAACAAUCAGAGGCUGUAGUAGAGAGUGUUUUAGAAAGCGGUCUGCAGUCAACUAACCAUAUAUCAGGCCAAAAGGGAGAUUUUGCUGUAGUAGUCCCAGAGCAAUCAGUGAGUAAGCCAAGUCAACUAGGAGGAGGAGAAGGGGAAGGAGAAGGAGAAGACGGAGAAGGAGGAGAAGGGGGAGAAGAAGGGGGAGAAGAAGGGGGAGAAGAAGGAGGAGAAGACGAAGAAGAGAUGACUGCACCCUUAGCCAUGAACUCGUCCUUGACAGAAGAGAAGAAUGGAGAAGUUUGCAUUCCCAGUUUUUCCGAGAGUCAACUUCAAUCCACAUCAUUUAAAAUGAGUCAAUUUUGGGAUGAAAAGGUAAAUUUGGAGAAUAGUGCUCGAGAAUUGAGACAGCUUGCCAAAUGUGAAUUUGACUUGUACAAUGAUUUCAACGGAGACCUAACCAGAUUUAUCGCUGAAAUGCCAGAAGAAGAAGAAGAAAUGACUAUAAGAGAAUGGGUAGAGCAUUGUGCAAAUAAUUGUCGCGAUAUAGUUUACCAUUCUGGUUUGAAGAUGAACCAACUUGUUUUGGAUGAAUAUGAUAAAGCUAUCAAAAUGGUUGAGUCAGUGGUACCGGAAGAAGAAACGAACUAG